Molecule: messenger RNA, 338 nt
Organism: Sphaeroforma arctica JP610
Lineage: Eukaryota; Ichthyosporea; Ichthyophonida
Exons: 3
Coding region: 30-338 (102 amino acids)
Biological process (GO): actin cytoskeleton organization
Molecular function (GO): actin binding; small GTPase binding
Source: RefSeq, a predicted model, not a curated record
GUGAUAUAAACUUGGAAGCGAGAGAAGCGAUGAAGAAGCAACCCAAACACUUAAAGUGGCAGAUGAUCUCCGAGCAUCAAAAGUUAACGGAACGCCAAGACCGUGAUGGAAACUCGGCCCAAGACCUGAUAAACGAACUGACCAACCCCAACGCAACUAAGGAGGAGCUAGAGUCAUCGCUUGACCGUCUGAAGGUGUCGCUGCAGAACCAGCCAAUGCGUUGGAUCCAGAAUUUUCUGGACAAAAAGGGCCCUCAGGCUCUGCAUGCAGUACAUGCCACUCUACCGUUGGACAGUCAUAUCCAUAACGAAGACGAAAGGUGCGUAAUACAAACGUGA